UUUUAAUAAUCUUGUGCGAGGAAUACAAACAAGUCGGCUGUGUUAGUCGACUAAUAUUUGUUCUAGUUUGAUGGCCAGUAUGGGCAUGCAUUUCGCGCGGUGUGUGGAGGCCCGAGUUGGACUCUGAUCGGCAUAAGAAGCACGCGUUUCGGUACAUCCUAAAAAAUAAGUACUUUUUUAAAAGACGGAAUUAACUUUUUUGUCAAGAGUCAAUAGUUUUUGCUGGCCCUAGUAACAAGAUGAUAAUCGUGGCGCUGCUGAUGGCGGCGGCGUGCGUAUACUGGGCGUGGUGCGCGGCGCGUGCGCAGCGUGCGGAGCGCAUGACGGCCGCGCUGCCCGCGCUGCCCGCCCUGCCUCUCAUCGGCCACGGCGCGCUCUUCCUUGGAUCCACGCAGAAAAUCCUUCGGAAUGUGGAAGACAUAGCAGAUUUAGCAUUUAAACAUAAAGGGGCGGCGAAACUGUGGCUUGGCCCCAAAUUAUAUGUUGCCAUCGGUAACCCGGUGGACGCCCAGUACGUUCUGGACAACUUCUUGGACAAGGAUAUCGUGUACAGGUUCCUGCGACCUUGGCUCGGACACGGGCUGUUCGUAGCUCCUUUGGCCCUAUGGAAGACACACCGGAAGGUUCUACUGCCGGUGUUCGCGAAUAAAGUGGUUGAAGAGUACAUGGGUGUGAUCGCUGAGCAAGCUGGCGUACUGCUCGACAGACUGCACGAGCGAGCCGGCAAGCCGGAGUUCGACGUCCUCCCGUACAUCACUGCUUGUACGCUUGAUAUUGUAUUUGAGACGGCGAUGGGCGAGCGCAUGGACGUGCAGCACUCACCCGACACGCCGUACCUGCGCGCGCGCCACACCGUCAUGGAGAUCCUCAACCUGCGCCUCUUCAAGGUGUGGCUGCAGCCUGACUGCCUCUUCAACCUGACCCCCUACGCCAAACAGCAGAAGGACAACAUCGAUCUCACGCAUAAAUUCACUGAUGAGGUGGUAAAAAAGAGACGACAGGAGUAUGAAAUCAGGAAAAAUAACGACAAGAGUACAGAUGGUCAACCAACCGGCAAGCUACGCGCAGUCCUCGACCUCCUCUUCGGCCGGGAGAUAGAGUUCACAGACGAGCAGCUGAGGGAGCACAUCGACUCCAUCACCAUCGCCGGCAACGACACCACGGCGCUCGUCAUCGCCUACACGCUUGUGCUGCUCGGUAUACACCGACACGUCCAGGAGAAGGUGCUGCUUGAACAAAGAGAAAUAUUUGGCGAUUCAAAAAGAGGCGCGGUGAGGGAGGAGGUACAGAAGAUGCAUUAUUUGGAGAGGGUGAUCAAGGAAAGCAUGCGACUCUAUACCGUGGUGCCGAUCAUCGCGAGGAAUAUCGACAAGGACACUCAUCUACCGGGUUGUCAAACAACGAUCCCAGCUGGCACGGGUGCUGUGGUGGGAGCCUUCGCGGUGCACCGCUCCAAGGCGGUGUGGGGCCCUGAUGCGGAGGAGUUUGACCCGGAUCGCUUCCUGCCCGAGAGAUCUGUUAACAGACACCCCGCCGCCUUCCUGCCCUUCAGCUAUGGAGCCAGAAACUGUAUAGGUCGUAAUUUCGGAAUGUUGAUUAUGAAGAGCCUGAUCUCGAGCGUGGUGAGGUCGUACAAGUUGGAAGCGGACGAGGUUGGACCUCUCAAGAUUGAAAUGCUCCUCUUCCCUAUCAAGGGGCACCAGAUCAGAAUACAAGCUAGAUAAAAUGUGAAAAUGCAGCGCUUUUAGCCGUACUCAUUUAUUUAAUUAUGUACCUAUAAAAACCUACAUACCUACACAAAAUAAUAUUUAGGUAGACUUAGACUGUUGUCCGUAGAAUAUUUUUUACAUUAUUCCUUAUCAACCUCUCAGUUGGUUUUUUAUAGUCAUACUAUUAUGUUUGUGAUAUUUUGAACUAAUAAAUAAAACAUAGUUAAA
Pectinophora gossypiella (pink bollworm) is the source of this 1937-nucleotide messenger RNA. Its product is annotated as cytochrome P450 4c3-like. The record is from RefSeq and is a predicted model, not a curated record. Gene Ontology annotation, molecular function: oxidoreductase activity, acting on paired donors, with incorporation or reduction of molecular oxygen; iron ion binding; heme binding. Lineage: Eukaryota; Metazoa; Arthropoda; Insecta; Lepidoptera; Gelechiidae. The transcript has 11 exons. Bases 240 to 1724 code for a protein of 494 amino acids.